UACCGGGUCGGGACGAUCCAGUCCGUUGGGCGAAGAAAAAAAAAACAAAAAAAAAAUCAGCAAAUUGUGUGCGUGACCCCACCGUAGCAGGGGGCAGAGCGCGGGGGUCACUCGUUUCGAGCGGCUUUCAAAUCGCGUGUCACGAUAAGGCUGUGAACGACGUACAGGGUAUAUUAAUGGAGACGGUAAACGGGGGUGGUCUGGGGGACGACAAGGGGGGACCGCCGCCGCCGAGUCCGCUGACUGGGUGCUACUUGCUUAUCGUGAUCGGUGAACCCCAUUCGGACGAACACAGGGACAUCAUACUCCAGAAAGUGGCGAAAGGUCUCCUGUCGUGGAACCUUAACGAUUGCCUGGUCGAUUUGGAAAAGGAAUUGGCAGUCAUCACGGAACAAGGACUCGAAGGCGAAGAAGCACGUUACGGUGAACGGUUGAUACAGUUCGCGUCGGAAAACUUGGUGACGGAAAUUCUGAUUCAUCCUGCCGUCAAUACUCUGUCCCAAUGUGUGCGCAACUUGCUGAGCAGCUUCACGAGGCACAGGCACAUCAUUCACGCUGGCUACACCUUCCAGGGGAACGGAUCGUGGGCGCUACAGGAUGGUACGUUCUCCUACGUGGAUUUUGCCGAAGCCUUCCAGGAGAUCGAAGUCCAGCGGGUGAUUCGAGCCUACGAGAACGGCAUAUCGGUAGACCUGCACUGCAGUCCCGAAGGUGAAUGGAGCAGGCUGCCGAAGGAGGCGUUCACCAAAUCAUGCAAGGUUCGGGUAAACCCGACGGACGUCCUCACGACAGGGUCGCCUUCCAUUACGAGCUUUGUCAAGUAUCUAUCGCCGUUUUUAGUGCCCACGUCGCUGGAAAGCAUCCUCGAGAGUUCCGACGUGGUUGGCAAUAUUAGAUUUUCCCGGCCCACGCUUUACGUUUUCCCAGGUGGUCAGGGAGAUGCCGCUCUGUUCGGCAUCAACGGCUUCAACAUGCUUCUCGAUGGAGGCUACUCGCGCAAGGCAUGCUUUUGGGACUUUGUCCGCCACUUAGAUAGGUUAGAUGCGGUUCUAAUGUCCAGACUGAACAAUUGUAGUGUUAGAGGUAUUAGUUCUGUACUUAAGCGGAAACGCGACGGCGCCGUUUACCCCCAAAUAGGCCACUUUUUCUGCAACAUCCAGGAGAGGAAGUCGAUUUUGAGUCCGGACGGCGACAAGGAUAGGGACCCACUUAUCAUCAGUCUCCUCGACGAAGGCCAAUCGAUCGUGUCCGACUUGCGUCACCUUAACUUAACCCCUCAGUUUUGUUAUAGAGAUACGGAACCGAUUAUUUUGUAUCACAAGGUAGGCCACGGCACUCUCAACAUGUACGUGUUGUCGCCGGAACGCAAUUCCAAGGACGUCAGGGAUUUCCUUCAGAAAUGGAACCAGAGCGACGCGAAGCUCUUCUCCGCUGCUAGAACGGGGAAAGAGUUUGUAUUUCCUCUGCCGAAUUUGGUGUCGAUUUGCGCUCUGCUGAUCUGGCAACCGGCCAAUCCGAACGAUACUAUAACGCGGAUACUGUACCCCGGCAGUACUCCCCAGAAAAAGAUCUUCGAAGGGUUGGAUCGGCUUCGCGGCCUGGAAUACAUCAAGCACGCGGUGUGCAGCGAAAAAUCGCUAGCGCCGGCCAAGAAGACCAAACAUGACGUCAUCGAGAAGAUGAUGAUCCGGGAAAAGCCGCAAGCGGAGAAAAAAAUCGAAGACGGCUUGAAGAAUGGCGAUAUGAACGGGGACGUCGUUAAAGAGAAGCAGGUGAUCAAGUCGGAUUCGAUAGAGAGCGAGAAAAGUGGAAGGGCUAAGAAACCGGACGAGGUGAACAAGGUGGUGGAGAACGGAGAUAAGGCCAAAUCGAAGCCCAAGGUGCCGGAGAACAAGACCAAGCAGAGGAGCGACAGUCAACAGAGGAGGAAACCAGCUGUCGAUAAAAAAGGUCCUCCGACGCCCAAGAAGACUGUCGACAAUAGAGUGAACGGCGAGAAUAAGGAGAAGGAGAAGAAGCUGGCCCGCAGGGCCUCGCCCAGCGCGACCCCAGCUAAAAGCACCAAAGACGCCAACAACCGGAAAGUCAUCGAAGCGAAAAAGGCGCCCCCGAAGAAAGAAGUCGCUGCUAAGGCAGCGGCACCUCCCGAACCGAAACCGAAAGUUGAGAGGAAGCCCAUUUCCAGACGGCCGAAAGCUGCCAAAGCACCUCUUAGUCCUGUUAAGAAGCUGACCAAUGGUGUCCAGAAGCCGGACUCCCUUUCGAAACGGGGCAAAUUGGAUAAGGAGGGAACGACAGAUUCGAGCACGGUGAGCACUCCGUCUGCGGACCAAGAAAGUGUACUUAAGAAGGACCUCUCGAAAUUGACCCCGGAGGAAAUUCAGCAAAUAAAAGCUCAAGAACUGGCCGAACUCAAAGAGGAACAAGAGGCGAUCAAGGAAAUCGAAGCGGUGUUUAGGAAAGGAGAGGAGCAAAUUCCUUCGUCCGAUAUCGACGCGGACUUGAGACAAAUCAAAGACAUCUCGAUAGAGGAAAAACUAGAGACAGAAGAGUACCUCAUAAUCGAAAAGGAGGAGUUGGAGCACGACUCGCUAGAAGUGAAGGAGGACGAAAUGCAGAAAUUGACGAGGGACAGUGAGGAAUCCGAGAAGCAACGAAAACUUAGCGCGGAAGAGCAAAUGGUCGACGCUAAGCCGGAAAGCGUCGACGAAAAGGAAGAGGAAGUUAAGCAGGUAACCGGCAUCUCAUCUCCCGAAGAGAAAGCGGUCGAAAAGAAAGAACACGAAGACGAAGUCAAAGAGGUGAUUGAGUCGCAUCCGGAAGAAAAAGUGUCUGCUAAUAUCGAAUCUGGGGCCACCACUACAGCUCCGACGCUUCCAGAAGACGAGAGGAUUACUCUGGACGAAAUUAAAGAAGACAGUGGGCAGGUUAUCGAAGAAAAGCAUGUGAAGGAAGAAACCAAGGAGAAGGAAAUACCGGUGAUACAACUUCCACCGAAGAGCUACGACAACUUGUCGAAACUUCCUCAAGUGGUGGGGAUCAGGCUUGAUAAGCAGAGUCACAUCAGGGACAUCGUGAAGACGCCUGAUGAGGUUGCUGAUUUACCGGUCCACGAAGAAGUUGACUUCCAAGAAUACACUGGCGAGGGUAAGAAAACUAAUGACGUCGGGGACGUGAAGAAGAUGACAGAGCACGAGAAAAAGGAUCUUGAAAAGAUUGAUUCCUCAAAGCACGUCGAGAAGGAGGAAACUAGUGAUAUAUUGGAGAAGGCUGAUCUAGAAACCAAAGAAAAAGAAGUUGCCGAACCCGAAGUUUCAAAAGAAGUGCUCGACGAAACUAUGGACGACGAGUGGGUGGUAAUAACGAAAGAAGCGGGUAAAAUAGAGGCAGAUGAGGAUAUUGAGCAAAAUGACAAAGAUGCCAAAGAAUCCGAAAAGGAGACAGUUGACGUUAAAGAAGUGGAAAGUUUGAAAGAAGCCUUGAAGGAUGAAAAAAUUAUCGAGCAAAUUACAGAAACCGAACUCAAUAAAGCCGAAGAUUUAGAAAUUAUUGAAACAUCUGCCGCGAAGAUAGAAAAAUCGGAAGAGGAACAUGCCAAAUUAAAUGAGGACAUAAAUGAUUUACCUGCACCUGUUGUAGACACCCAAGCUGGACAAGGUGGUAUUGAUCAAAUUCAAGAAGACACGAUUUCUACUGUAAAAACCCAUAUGGACACAACAGACAAGAAGAAAGGAACGGUAGAACAAAAAAGUAGUGAUACAACCGGAGACGCAAAAGUUGAGGAGAUUGUUACCAAAGAAAAGCAAACCUCUGAAGUAGAUGAAAAUAAGGCGAGCAGUGAAAUUGUUAAAACAAUCCCCAGUAAAGUAGUUGACGAAAAUAAGGAAGUUGCGAUCGAUAAAGCCGUCGAGCAGGAGCCGAUUAUUAGCGAAGAUCACCACCAUAUCGAAGCUAAACAAGUUGUCGGGAAGCCACAGGCGUCACAACUUCCUCUCGAGGAGGAAACUAGCGACGGUGACAAAAAACCAGACGGUAGUGCUGUGAAAGAAGAAAUGUCAAAACUGGAUAAGGAGUCACAAGAGCCGAAAGACAUUCAAGGGGAAGUUCUGGAGGACAAGACCCUAACAACAGUCAGCGAUACUGGGAAAGAAAAGAAACAAGCGGACACACAAGAAUUUAAAACGACUCAUGAGGAAGUCUUCGAGCAAAAGUCAGGUAUUGAAGACACCAGAUUAAUAGAAUCUACGCCGUUGGGAGAAAAUAAGGAGGAUGGGAGCAAACUCGAUCAGAAAUUGGAUGCAAACCAAGAAGAGGUUGUGCUGCGCAACAUAGAAGAAGACUCCAAACAGGUUUUAAGUAAGGCGGAAGACCUUAAAAAGGAAUCCCACGAAUUGGAAACAAUUGACGCGAAGCUUCAAGAACUUAAAAUCGGCGCCGAUGCGAAGCCCGAGCUUCAAAUUAAGACGGGAACUUCGCUAAGUCCGGAACACGCCGAGCAAGUGACCCUUCCCGAUUCGUCACCGGAAGAUGAUGAUUUGCACAUCUUAAAAGAGUUGAAGGACAUCGACAAAGCCGAACUAGGAAGGAAAUCUCCGCAAGAGCGCGAGGAAGAGGUCAAAAAGAUUGUCGCAGGUGUAGCCGAAGUACUUAAAUCCCCGGCACCGUUGGAAGUUUUCGAAGCAAAUUUACCAACGUUCACUCAAGAGCUGCGAGAAACUCAUAUAACCACGCAGGAUUCGCCAGUUUUGGAGACCAAAUCGAUGAAAACGGAGGACAUUUCUUCCAUUCCGGAGGAACCUACAACUCUUGCCGAUGAACUUUCUGACGCAAAGAACAAGAAGAGGGACCUGAUCGCCCAAUCCCAAGAACUGAUCGCGGCCACAUCGAAAGUUAUAUCAGACAUCAGGGAGAAGACGUUGGAAAAAGGAGACAGCGAGGAAGCUGGUACCGUGCACAGGAUGUUGGUUACCGCGUCGAGCGAGGAUGGCGGAGAAGAAACUGAAAUUUGCCCGCCCGGCACUAUUACUUUUUCGAGGAGUUCCGAAAGUUCCGGCAGAUCUUCUCCGGAACCGUCUCAGAAAACUUCGCAAAAGUCAUCGAUAGUUGAGACUCUGUCUGAGACGCUCAGCACGGUGAAGCAGAUUGUGUCAGAGAAGGAUUCUGGAAUAGACGAGACCAAGUCGGAAGACAGGGACGUUUCACGGGACGUGGAAGAAAGCGGAGGAUCGCCCGAUCUCGAAGCGGAACAGGAAAAGAAGACGGGCAUUUUUGGAUCUCUAAAAGAUACGUUUGACUCAGCCAAGGAAUUCGUUAAAGAUACGGUGGAGUCUGUGGUUAAAGCGACCUCAGAUGAAGCAAAGAAACAAACUGAUGAUUUGAAAGACAUCAAAGACGAAACAGUUUCUAAAUUUGAGAUCGCGGAGGAAGACGUCAAAGCUCACAUUGGAGGCUUGAAAGAGGCAGUCGGUCAAACAGUUGAUGAAUUUCAAUAUCCAUUAGUAGAAAAGACUGAAGCAGUGAAAAAUGAAACCAAAGAUAUGCUAGAAGAAAAAGCCAAAGAUAUCAAGGAAGUGGCAGAACAAAUCGAACAUUCAGUUCAGGACUUUGAAGAAAAACUCAAGAACGGAAUCGCGGAAACCGAUAAGAACAAAGAGAAGGUAUUCGAAGAAACGGAGCAGCAAGUUUUAGCGAAGGUUAGUGACGUCGAAACCAAAGUAGAAAGUAGUGUGAAAGAAUUGAAGGAGGUAAACCAGUUGAUUGAGAAAGUAACAGAACAAAAUGGAGGUGACGUUAAACAUGAUAUAAAAGAUGAAUUUAAGGAAAGGGAAGAAAAACUAUUGAAAAAAGCAGAACAACCGGUCAAUGUCGAACAGAAAGUUAAAGAGGACACUGCAACUGUAAUUAAGCACGUAACGGAUGCCUCAGUUGAACGUUUAGAAGAAUUUGAAAAAACUCAUAGCGUGGAAACAAAGGAAGACGAAUCUUCCAAUCUAAAAGAAGAAUUAGGAAGAAAACAGUCACUUAUUGAAGAAAAAGAUGAGGCUAAAUCGCAAGCCGAUAGCAUACUGAAAGUUGCCACCAUCAUAGCGACUCCCGAAGUCAAAAAGGAAGAGCCGGCCGAAAAAUUAGAAAAGGAGCCACUUUCAGAACCGGUCGAACCAGUCGAGAAAGAAAGCACCAUAGAGGUAAAGCAUGAGCCAUCACACAAGAGUAAGGACGAAUUAAGCAGGAAGCCAUCAAAAGAAAAUAUCAUGCUUGAUGAGAAACCACAAGCCAUUGACACUGCAAGCGUAAUAACUAUUGUUCCUUUGUCGGGUAAAUCAGGUCCAGAAGUGAAAGACCAAGAAGCUGUGAAAGCAGAAGGGAACGAGUUACUUGCAAUAAAAGAUCAUGAAGAGAAAUCUCAAUCUGUUGACAAACAAAACGAUAUUACACUUCUAGCUAAAAGUUCAUCUGGAACGUCAUCUCCGGAAGCACCAGAAAGAAAGCAAUCUCUUAUAGAAGCAAAAACGGACCUGGUUCGGUCGGGCAAAACAUCUCCGGAAACGAAAGAGGAUGUUGGCAAGGCGCUGGAAAAAGAGGAUCAUUUAGCGGUUGCUGCAAAAUCAUUUUCACCAAGCUCCUCGGGUAAAUCUACACCAGAUAGUCACGUUAAUGACAAAGAAGAAAAAGUAAUUCAAGCACGUAAGGAAUCUUCGACUGAAUCAAAGUCUUCACCUGAUGAACCUGUCGAAAAGAAACGCGACAGUAUCGACCAAUUGAAGAUCGCGCACGAAGAGGACAAACGAGAAGCUACAAAAUUAGGUUCACCGGGAUCUUCUGGAAAAACUACUCCUACCACUUUGGAGGUUGAUCACCAAGCGGGUAAAAUAGAAUCUGAAAAAAUUGUCAAACCCGCGGGGAAAGGCGCGGAAGUCAAAGAAUCAGACGAGUUUGUGUUGCCGAAAGAAAUCGUCGAUAAAGAAGAAAAGGUGUUGGAAGAAAGGGCAGUGCACAUGCAGGAAAGCUUUGAAGCGGUUUCGGAUCUAAGUCGCACUAUUUCUUUUGAUAAAUGCCACAAACCAGACACCGCAAAACAGGAGAAGGAAACCAUUGAAAAGGAGAAAAAAGUUGAAGGUGAGAAAGAAACUGUUGCUUUGGAUACGUCUAAGGCAACGGAGAAGGAAGAAGUGUUGGAUAUUAAAGGGAAAGAAGAAAUAAAGGAAUUGCAAGAUGGUUUCUACGAGUCGUUGGAGAAACCCGACAAAACCAAAGAGGAAAUAAUUAAAGACAAAUUGGAGCAUGAACUUGAGGAAGCGCAGCGUAAGAAAUCAGUUGCAGAGUUACAAAACGGUUUCAUAGAGUCUAUAGCGAAAGAUUUGGAAGAAGAUGAUUACAAGAUACCAAAGGACGAAAUCGAAAAAGAGGAAAAGGAACUGGAAAAGAGGGCGUUGCACGUACAAGAGAGUUUCGAAGCUGUGUCUGACCUGGCCGGUUCCAUAUCGUUCAGUAAGUGUCAUCCAACUGAUGGUGUUAAGAUAGACAAAGACGUGAUUCAGAAGGAAGAAAAGCAGAUUGAGGAAGAAGUGAGACACUUGGAAGAGACUUUGGAAGUUGUUUCUAAUCUAUCUGGUUCGGUAGAGUUCAGCAAAUGCCAUCCGAUUGAUGGUGUUAAGAUUGGCAAAGACGUGAUUCAGAAAGACGGAAAAGAGGUUGAGGAAAAAGUAAAGCCCUUGGAAGAAACGUUGGUAGCAGUUUCGGAUGUAUCAAAGUCGGUAGACUUUGAGAAGUGUAAAGCAACAUCAGACGACUCAGCCUCAGAGGCAGAGAUUAAAGAAAUCCAUCAGCAACAACGUAGGAAAAGCAGCGCGGUUAGCAUCGAGGAAAUUAAAAAACUACAGGAAGGGUUCUACGAAUCCCUUGGCCACGUCAAGGUGGGCCAGAUAGAAGAAAUAGAUGGGAACGUCAAAAAAUCGGAACCUAUUGAAGCAGAGCACGUUGUGAGCAAAGAUGUCAUUCAAAAUGAUGAGAAAGAACUGGACAAGAAAGUGAUGCAUAUCGAGGAAACCGAGAUAGAAGGGCGAACCGAGAAACCGGCCAGUGAAAUUAUUAAGGAAGAAAUAAAAGACCUGCAAGAAAGUUUUUUCGAGUCACUUCUCGAAAGUGGAGUUGAAGGAGCUGUUAAGGAUAAUGACGUGUCUGUAUUACAAAAAGGUGAAUUUGGGAAGACCGCAGAUAUUAGGAACGAAGAAAAAAUUGAGGAGGAAUUGGAACAAGAGAAGAAGGAAAGUUUCAUCGCAGAAACUACCGACAAACCGUCUGUGGAUGAUAACAAACUGUCAGAGAGUAAGCUUACAAAGGAUGUCAUCCUCCCGGACGAGAAACGGGACUACGAAAAGCCGUCUCCGGAAAAAGAAGAAUUGGCGGUGGAAGAUGGCGCGGACAAACCAGCUGCCGACUUGAAGGAGUCAGCGGUUGCGGAAAAAGACGAGAAAGAAAGCAUGGAAAAAGUUUCCACCAAAUCAACCCUGGAAAUCGAUCGCAAGUCCGAACCUAAGAAGCUGUCGAUUUCGGACGUGGAGAUAAGCAUCAAGACAGAGAUAUGCCCGAAAGACGCCAGUCAAAUGUUUAUCGAGAGUGAGAGAACGACUUUUACGGAUAGCGCCGACGCCAAAGUGUUCCAACUUCCCAAAGGUGACGACUCGUCAGCCGGUUCGUCUUCUAAAUUGGAAGUCUGCAGCCUAAGCGGAAAAUCGACGCCGGAGGUUGAACGCUCGGGGAAAAUAACUCCGCCCACCGUCCCCGUCAGCCCAGUAAUCAGGGAUACCCAACACGCAGGCUCAAGGUCACCAUCCAAGGACACCGGGCUGAGUGAAUACACCGAAACGGACGACGACGACUUGAGCACCAAAUCGCAAGUGGCGCACUCGCAAUCCGACUUGGACGAGAUGGACAUGAAGAUGGACCCGAUGAGCAUGUCCUACUACGGCGCUCUGCCUGACGAAGAAUCCGAAAAUCCGCCUGGGACGUAUUUAUAUGAAAUCACCAAAGCUAAAUAUACUAAGGCGUUGGACGGAAGCGGUACCACCAUAGAGGAAAGGGAUAUCAUGACGGCAAGCUUCAUCGGCGAACUUCCACAAGACAAAAAGACUGAAGGGUCCGCCAAAGAUGCCGUCGACGAGUGGGGCAAACCGCUGGGCCUGCCCGCGCCCAGCUACCUUCACGACAUCACCAAAGCCAAGUUUUCUUCCCAGAUGGACGUGAUGACAUCCAGUUUCAUCGGCGAGUUGCCCAGUGGCGGCACGCACGGCGUGAUGAGUGGUAGCGUGUACUUUGACGGCUCGUCUGGGAGCGGUGACGAUCCUAUCGCCGACUGGGGGAAGCCGCUGGGAUUGCCCAGCCCCGCGCCGAUGAACAAUAACGACAAGGGCACUCCGAAGAAGGAGAAGAAGCUUCCGGCCCACGUCACCGCGAAGAAUAAGCUGAACGACGACCGGAAAAGGGCGGAGUCGCCUUCGAAGCUGCGAAAUAAGAAAGCGAACCACGUCUACGUCGACCUGACUUACGUUCCGCACCACGGGAACCAUUACUAUUCUUACGUAGAUUUCUUCAGACGAAUUAGGGCUAGGUAUUACGUGUUCUCCGGUUUGGAACCCAGCAGACAGGUGUACGACGCUUUGCUCGAAGCGAAGCAAACGUGGGAUGAUAAGGAAUUAGAGGUUACCAUCAUUCCGACAUACGACACCGACAUACUGGGCUACUGGGUGGCCGAGAACGAAGAACUGCUGUCCAAGUUUAAGAUUGACCUGUCCCCGUCAGCUAGUCGAUGCACCAUCAAUCUCCAGGAUCACGAAACAUCAUGUUCCGCUUACCGUUUAGAGUUUUAGGCGCAUCAUCUCCCGUGCGGUCACCUCCCACCAUAUUACUCAUUUUUUACUACUUAUACGUUAGGAGAAGAUUACGUAGUCAGGCAUCAGAGAGAACUUAGUAGAAGAACACGUCCAAUUCGCGGCCAAUCCGAAUCUUCCUCACCGUAAGCGACCUCAUCGGGCCGAGGUCUUCGCCAGACGCGGGCUUGAAGGUUAAAAUAAGUUUGCAUUCGAACUUAAUAGGUCUUAAAAGAUAAAUCUCUAAAUAAUGUUAGACCGGACACUAGGAUAUUUUACUAAUUGGAACAUUAUUUAAUGUUGUUCGACUUUUAAAAAUGUUUAUUCAAAAUUAUCGCCAGCUAUCUCUCUGCGCAUGCGCGGACAGAGGCCGGGUAAUGUUGAAUUUUAGAAAUUUAUUUUUGGCGUUCAAAACGCCGGGAACUUAACUUGUAAGCGAGAGAGUUUAGGUUAGGGAGGCUGUGGUCGUUCAGCGCUACGCGAAAUAACUAAAUGACGACGCUAGAUCAAACUUGAUCGCCCAAAGUCCCGCUGUUUAUCCACGGAAUAUCAACUUUCGUGGAACCUAACCUCAUAUCGGCUGCCUCCGUUAGCUAAAAUGCCAUUUCAAAAUGGAUCGUACAUUGUCUGGACCAAUUAAGCGAACACAUCGACGUUUCGUGUGUUCAAUUUUAGAGAGAUACGUUUUGGUUUUUGAAAUUUUUUGGAGAUUUAUAUCCUAACCUUAACCUUAACCCCAAAUAGAAAAUGGCGGGCUUCCUCAGCCGUCAUUAAAUGUCCUCUUGGUCCAGACAAUAAACCAUUGGGAUACGAAAAUGUAAGUUCUAUGAGGCAACAGCUUGUCAGUUAUUUUAGCGACGUCGCCAUUUAGUUGUUUUCCGAAUUAUUUUGUCUAAGCGUUAAAUUUAAGCGAUAAAUUUUUAUGUGAUAUGCCCAUUUAUGAUUUCUUGUCUUGUUAAGAACGAUAUACGGUUAUGUAUACUGUGCAGCGACCUUUAUCCGUUAUUUCGUAGAGGGUGUUUAUUAUACUAGAUUUUUUUACAACGCGCCUUUGCUUUAGUUUCUGUGCAAUCGCUAGGACAUGCUAUAGAACUGGUUUCCAGUUGAAGCCCCGAAGGGCCUACUCGUGCGAUGGGCCAAAUUCGACACUUUCAAAGGAGAUAGAUUGAAGAAUUCGACACAGCUUUAGAAACGGAAGUUUGCCUUUAAAAGAGUCCAAUUUGGCACAACCUCUGCUUAUGUUGUAGCGACUGAAGUUUGUUGUUUUUUUUUUUGUGAGUCGGGUUUUCGAGUGCAGUUUAUAUGGAGGGGGGGGAGGGGUUCGAUUGCGAUAUAAACUGCCCACGAAAAGUGCAAAGAGAACAAAUACACGAGCUUUGUAAGAAUAAUAUUAGAAUGGUGCUAAUUCGGGGAGGGGGGUCAGAGGUUCGGAAUGAUAGAAUAUUUCCGCUUCGGAUCAGACUGAAAAAGAACACGAUCUGGAUGAAUUUCGAAAAUAUACUCAAUACAAACUUAUCAACCCUUUUGUGUCGGUUUGUUAGGCUAUAUAAAGAUGUAUUUAUUUUGUACGUUCCACUAUGAUUAUUUGUAAUGCGCACAUGCACCUGGAUAUUUCCCGUGGGAGGGGAGGGGGGCGAAAAUACACCCUGCGCGUCCUCACGAUACGUUGUAUUGAUUGUAUUGUUUUGUCGACGAGAGGGAGAGAGAGAGAGAGCGAGAGAGUACUAGAGAGAGAAAGACAUUCGAUGUCCAUUCGACGAGAAAAACAAGAGAAAAAAUAGAUUUAUGUGCAGAUCGGCAUAAACUUUAAAAAGUCCGUAUUAUUAUAAAAAAAAAACUGAUAGCUUAUCUAGUCAAAAAAAAAAAGAUUCUGAUCCUUUAGCUUACAAUUGUUGUACUAAAGUUACAUAUAUUCAAACGCAUUUAAUGUAUGGGAUAUGUAUGAGAAUAAAAACAACAUAAAUUUUA
Cylas formicarius (sweet potato weevil) is the source of this 11834-nucleotide messenger RNA. RefSeq names its product microtubule-associated protein futsch (gene futsch). Gene Ontology annotation, cellular component: cytosol; dendrite; neuronal cell body. The transcript is spliced from 10 exons. Gene Ontology annotation, molecular function: microtubule binding; actin binding. The record is from RefSeq and is a predicted model, not a curated record. NCBI's taxonomy places the organism in Eukaryota, Metazoa, Arthropoda, Insecta, Coleoptera, Brentidae. The coding region runs from base 177 to 9866 and encodes 3229 amino acids. Gene Ontology annotation, biological process: dendrite development; axonogenesis; microtubule cytoskeleton organization.